Messenger RNA from Micromonas commoda, 924 nucleotides. It is a transcript of the gene PETM, whose product is annotated as cytochrome b6/f complex subunit PetM. Lineage: Eukaryota; Viridiplantae; Chlorophyta; Mamiellophyceae; Mamiellales; Mamiellaceae. Gene Ontology annotation, cellular component: cytochrome b6f complex. The coding region runs from base 511 to 711 and encodes 66 amino acids. The record is from RefSeq and is a predicted model, not a curated record. The transcript has 2 exons.
GCUGCCCUUACCGUCUCCGCGGCUGCUGUCGCCCCCGUCGUCGCCCGCGCCUCCGCGACCCGCCGGUGAGUUUCCGGCGCCCGACGCCGGUUAAAUUUCAUCCUUCGCCAACGGGAGCAGCAGAGCGCCUUCGCCGAGAAAAGCGGGCGUAGGGUCAGGGCCGGCGUCGACCGAUCGAUCGCGUCGCGAGCGCCUCGAGGCGAGACGCGGACCCGAUCCGGAUGACGAACGCCGUCUCGGAUCGACCCACGCGGUCGUUUCCGCGCGCGCUCGGCUCGCGCCGCGCCUCGGCGGUCGCGCCCGCGCCGGUCCCGUCGCAGCGGAAAUCUCGACUCUGCUCGCCGUGGGCUAUUAUCCACUCGCGGCUCGGGCGUCCGCUCGCCCUCUCCGCGGCUCCCCGCGCAUCCACCGAACGACGCGCUGACCCGAACACCCCCUCGUUCCCCACUCAACAGCUCCACCCGCGCGGUCAAGGCGCUCGGCUCCAAGUCCGUCGCCGGCCUCCCCGUCAUGGCGCGCCCCACCAAGCUCGUCGCCGGCUCCCGCCGCGCGGCCACCACCACCGCCUCCGCGCUCCCCCUCGCGGAGCUCGCGGCGGUUGGCCCCGAGAUUGCCGAGGUUGCCAUCACCUGCUUCUCCAUCACCCUCGUCGGCCUCGCCGUCGGCUUCGUGCUGCUGCGCGUGGAGGCCGCCGUCGAGGGCGAGGAGUAAACGUUUCCCUUCCCUUGCGACGCCGCGCGUGCCGGAUCGUCGAACGCGUGUGGAUGUGAAGUGUAGGAAAAGGAUCGUGUCCUCUGGCUCACGAUGGAGGAGGGUGAUUAUUAGUAAACUCAGAGCGCGGGUGCCGCGAAACGUUUUCGGCGCUCAUUAGCUUGGCGAGAUGGAGAGAGUGUUGUUGACGAAUAACGACGAGAUUCUUUACGG